AUGUUUGCCAGUGGCAGGUCAGAGUUAGCCAGCUUGGGUCAAAGGCAGGCAGUUGCAAGGAAUCAUCUAUUGUUGUCAUCACUGUUUCUCCCUACUGCUGCUGUUUUCUGUAGGCCAUCCAUGGUACAGCAUGCUGAAGUGCCUGGGCACAGCACAAGGUGGUAAACAAGAAACCUGCUGUCAGAUAACACAAAACACCUGGAGAAUAAAAGCAGUGGUAUCGAUUUUGCAAAAUGACAAAACAUCCACCGAAUAGAAGAGGGAUCAGCUUUGAGGUGGGAGCCCAGUUGGAAGCCCGGGACAGAUUAAAAAACUGGUAUCCUGCCCACAUUGAAGAAAUUGAUUACGAGGAAGGAAAAGUGCUUAUUCACUUCAAACGCUGGAACCACAGAUACGAUGAAUGGUUUUGUUGGGACAGUCCUUACCUUCGUCCCUUAGAGAAAAUACAGCUAAGAAAAGAGGGGUUACAGGAGGACGAAGGUUGUACUGGAUUUCAUAUAAAUGAUCAGGUAUUGGCUUGCUGGUCUGAUUGUCGUUUUUAUCCAGCCAAAGUCACUUCUGUUAACAAAGAUGGUACAUACACUGUAAAAUUUUACGAUGGAGUAGUUCAGACUGUCAAAAAUAUUCACGUCAAAGCUUUUUCCAAAGAUCAGAAUAUUGUUGGUAAUGCUAGGCCUAAAGAAAGAGGUAAUGAAAUCACUUCAUCUCCUGAAAAACGGGAGAAAUUUAAAGUACAAAGGAAAGCAGUUGAGAACGCUAAGGAGGACAAGGAUGAAAAGACAUUAAAGACUGAAAAACGAUGUAGACAUUCUGAUAAAGAAGGAAAAUUAAUAGUCUUCUCAGAAAAAGGCAAGGUCUCUGAAAAGAAUAUACCAAAGAAUGGGAAAGAAGACAAAGAGAAUAUAUCAGAAAAUGAUAUGGAAUAUUCAAUAGACACACAAAUUGAGAAGAAACCAGAAAAUGACAAUGUGAAGAUCCCACAAGAAGGCAUAAAAGAAACUAAAAGGAAACGUGGUAGACCACCUAUAACUCCCCCAACAGAGCAAAGUUCUCAAACCCUGCAGCCAAUAACAUUGGAAUUAAGACAUCGGAAAAUACCUAAAAUAGGUGAAGUUCCAUCAAAACGUCCUAGGGUUGAAAAAAACUUGGCUCAGGAAAAACUGAAGAGCUCUCCAGAUAACCAUGAAAGAGACCAGAUUAGGAGACGAUCCUCAAGGCUCUCAUCCAGUGGAAGUCAUGACAUUUUAAACAUAGACUGUGUCACAACAACUCUGACAGAAAUUGGACCUUUGAAAGAUUCAGCAUGUAGCCUAAAGGAUCCUAAGAAAGAAAUUUCCAUUGAAUCUGAUGAAAACUUCUGUGAACAAGCACCUGUAGUCUCUGGAGAUGUAUCACAUACCACAGCUCUUGAUGCAAAUAUUAGUUUACAAGAAAAAAUGGUAGAUCCUGAGACUUCCUUCAUAACUGCUGAAACACAAGAGCCUUCUGCUGCUACAGUAACAAAAACUUUUAAGAGAGCAGAUGAUUUUAUUACACCAAAAACUGCAACUGUUGACCGAGAUCACAAGUUUAGAUGCAAGUUCUUGGACUGUUCAAAAUCAUUCCGCAAAGCCAAGCUGUUGCAUUAUCACAUUAAAUAUUUUCAUGGAAUAGAGAAGACACCAGAACCACAACAGAGCCCGAUAAAAAGAAAUAUUCAAACAAGAGGUUCUUUGGCCUCUGAAAAAGUGAAUCAGGAAAUGUCAAAUAGAAGGACUACAUCUCGUUCAUUUUAUGGUCCUCUGCACAUAGCCUUAAGGAGUACCCCACAUAGAGGUGAAAAAGUAGAAAAGAGAAGAACUUCAGCUCCUUCCUCUGUAAAUUUAUUAAACAGUCACCGAUCUUCUCUUAGAGAGCAAAGCAAAGAAAAUCGAAUAGACAGAUCACAUCGGAAAUAUCAAGACAAAGAAAGAACUGAAAAUGUUGUUAAAGACCAAAAGAAGAGCAAAGAGAAGAAAUCCAAAGAUUGUAUUAGAUCGAAGUCAAAGAAAAAGAAGAAAAAGAAAUCUAAGCCUGAAUACCCUGGCAGUGAAGAAAACAUUGACAUUUCCCAGGAGCCUUCUCCUCCAAAAUCUGUCAACAUGACAAGAUACAAUUCUUCAAAUAAAUCAUAUACCCAGCUAAGUACACCACCUCUACAUGACUCUGAUUGUGGGCAUCAUAAAGAGAGAUUGAAAGUAAAUGACGAAGAGACCUUGAGUGAGUCGUCCACAGAUAGCUUGGUUUGGAGUGAAGAUGACUGCAGUCGGGACAUUGAUGUAACCACUAAUCCAGAUGAGGAUUUUGAUGAAGAAGACAGUGACUUUGAGAUUGUUCGAUGCCUUUGUGAAUUGGAAGAAGAAAAUGACUUUAUGAUUCAGUGUGAAGAGUGUCUGUGCUGGCAGCAUGGAGUCUGUAUGGGUUUACUGGAAGAUAAUGUACCUGAGAAAUAUACCUGCUAUAUUUGCCAAGAUCCUCCAGGUCAGAGAUCCAGCUUAAAGUACUGGUAUGAGAAGGAGUGGUUAAGUAAUGGGCACAUGCAUGGCUUAGCAUUUUUGGAAGAAAAUUAUUCCCACCAGAACUCCAAGAAGAUAGUAGCCACUCACCAACUUCUUGGCGAUGUACAGAGAGUGAUAGAAGUUCUGCAUGGACUGCAGCUGAAGAUGAGCAUUUUACAAAACAAAGAACAUCCUGACUUAAAACUUUGGUGUCAUCCUUGGAAACCAUUUACAGUUGGUGAAAAAACUGCUACUAAACGCAUCAUUCACAUUGAAGAGGACUGCUACAAAGAAGGGACUACAAGUUAUAGAACUUUCAGUGGAACAGUUGAAAAACCCUCAACUGUUCCUUCUUUGGAGGAGUCUUAUAUCACUAGUGAACACUGUUACCAGAAACCUCGGGCCUACUACCCAGCUAUAGAGCAGAGACUGGUUGUGGAAACCAGGGGUUCAGCUAUGGAUGAUGGAACAAACCGAAUUAGAGAGAAUGGGGAUGAUGCCCUGUCAGAGAGAUUUGGAUGGGAUCUGAACAGAGAAAUAUGCAAGCUGGAGAAUGAGUCCAGACAUAAUUAUACCAAGGUUAGAGAAUGUGUUUCUAAGAAAUUCUCUUCGGAUGAAGCUGUUGAAAGAAAAUUGCUGGAAAAAGACAAGGAAGGAAUUGUAAGCUCGCAUCUACAGUGGCAGCUUAAUCUUUUAGCCCAUGUUGAAUCUCUGCAAGAUGAAGUUACACACAGGAUGGAUUUCAUCGAGAAAGAACUGGAUGUUUUGGAAAGUUGGUUGGAUUACACAGGAGAGCUGGAACCGCCAGAACCACUAGCUAGACUUCCACAACUUAAACAUUGUAUAAAACAGCUUCUUAUGGACCUAGGCAAGGUGCAGCAAAUUGCACUGUGUUCCUCAACGUGAGACAAGAAAGAUCUUGGAAAUUGCUAUUGAAUAUGAACAUGGAACAUACGAACAUGAGCACUGCUAUAUAUUUAAAUGAAAUAAGCAUGCUGAUUGCAUGUGAUGCAGAUUUCAGGGAUUUGUGAAGAAGUUUUACUGUUCAGAAAGCAGUAACAAACUAGGUUUUCCUUAUCUUUUGAUUGUUUGGGUUUAUUAGUUAACAACGUGGAAGGGGAUUUACCCUUGUUUUCAAAUGUUAGGAACAGGCUAAUAGAUUAUAGUAGUAGAUUUUUUUUCACUCUUUACAGGAAGUUUGUUGAAUGAUACUAUAAACUUUUUUGCAUAAUUAAAUGGAUUUAAAAUUGUGCCACUAAAGAACAGAGUUCUAAGAGCCAAAAAUGUUUAGGUGACACAGGUUAUAAAUUAUGUUCUAUAGAGUUUAUUUAAGUGACUUGUAUAGUGAUUGUUCAUGCUUUAUUCCUACUGGUUUAUGCAUAGCACAGUAUUUAAUCAAUAUGAGAUGUUACACCAAUUUUCAGGCAUAAUAAGUAUGAAUGUCCAACUCUUAUAAGCUGUUACAUGGAGGUUUGCAAGUAAUCCUGGCCUAAAGCCCCACUUCUGUUAUUUUAAAUAGAUGUACCAGAAGAUUGGAGUUGGGUUGCACUUACUUUCAUAGUAAACGAUUGCUUUCCAUGUUUAUCAUGGUAGUAUCCCAUAACUUUAUGGUACUGGGGAGACCCAUUUAUGGUAAUGAUUUUGUGUUUCUGAAUCUUUAAAUAUGGCCAAACUGUGCCUCCUGAACUAGUGCUAACAGGAUACUCUUGGGGGCAACCUAUGCUCUGUCUCUAAAAGAGGGGAGAUGCACUCAAAGUUCCAAUCUUCAGUAAGGUCUGAGUAGAUGUUAUGUCUGUUUUAUACCAACUUAAUAAUUGUCAUUCCAGUUUUAUUUUGAACUGUAGACUUUUUUCAAUAUUUUAGAUGUGCUCAUUGUAAAGACUCACUAUGAAUGUGUAGUUUUGGGAACUGGUUUAUUUUAUAUUUAUGCAAAUAAAACCUCAAUCUAUGCAUGAGGUACUGUCUCACAGACAGUGAGCUGGUAUUAUGUUAAAGAGUGUAUGUUUUUGAAGUCCCUUUUUAUACCUUAAGAAGUUUUAAUUUUCUGGUUUGUAUUAUUUUGACAUCAAGAUGAAAAUGCUGCUUAAGUUGAGGAUAUGCUAUACAAUACUUUUUGAAAUGUUGAUAUAUUGUAAGUAUUUGAGAUGUUAAAAGCCUUUUAACUGCAGAUUAUAGCUCCAUAAAUAAUAACUGUUAUUUUGUUUUCCCCCACACCUCCUCCCCCCAAAUGUUGCUGCGUGUAACUUCACAAUGGAAAAUGAUGAUCUGUUUUGGUAUUGAGAGAGGGUAUCCUAAAAAAGGAUUUUUCUGUUAUCUUGAUUUUGUCUACAGUUCUGUUUAUGGUAGUUCCACCAAAGGUUAAAAUAGAAGCACAGUUGUAAUUGGAAAGCCCAUAAGUGUACACAUUUUAAUUAUGGACAUAUACAUCUGUAAUGUGCAUAUGCUGUAGAAAAUAAAGAUUUAGUAUGUAAACUUGAAAUAGCCAAUAUUAUCAUAGGAGCAACAGUAUCUACAGUGAACAUUGUUACCAGUUUGUUUCCUUUCAAAAAUGGAAUAAGAUACUCAAGGUAGUAACUAAAGCUUCUUUGCCAGCAUUCAUUUCAGGGAAUAGUUUGUCCCAGGGGGUGUGUCUACACAAGACAUUUACUGCACAGUUGACUAAUUAACUGCGCAGUAACAUCUCAUUGUCUACAUGUAUCCCCCUAUUAGGGCACACAAAAGUAAUAAACUCCACAGCAGGGUAGUACCUGUAAAAUACAAAUAUUACCCUGCUGCAGAAUCUUUUCAUACACAGCAACGCAUGUGUAAAUGCUGCCCCAGCUGGC
Molecule: messenger RNA, 5341 nt
Organism: Alligator sinensis (Chinese alligator)
Lineage: Eukaryota; Metazoa; Chordata; Crocodylia; Alligatoridae
Gene: PHF20
Product: PHD finger protein 20
Exons: 19
Coding region: 234-3422 (1062 amino acids)
Biological process (GO): regulation of transcription by RNA polymerase II
Cellular component (GO): MLL1 complex; NSL complex
Source: RefSeq, a predicted model, not a curated record